UUAUGUCACUGCUUAGUUAAUUAGUUAAGAACAAAAUGGAUUGGAAAAAAAUUGUACGAAGUGAAUACAUCACGCUUAGAUCGGCGAAGAGAUAUCAACGUAGUGACAAAAUUAAACAAGCUUUCAUAAAUAACAGAGUAAAAUUGAACGAAAGAAUUUCAAAAUUGGAACAAACAAAUGAAAAGUACAAAGUACAACAACCAGAUUCAGAACCGGUUUUUACAAAUAGACCAUUCCUUCGAUGCUGUACAGUGAAAAGUAGUGUUCAUGCUUUCCGUGAUCAGUCUGUUCCUUUAUGUACACUGCAAGCUGUGCCAAGUCUUCCUGUUUAUUAUACAUGGGUCCCAGUUCAACAGGAUUUCAUGGUUGAAGAUGAAACAAUCCUACAUAACAUUCCAUAUAUGGGGGAUGAAGCUUUGGAUAAAGAUGGAAGUUUUUUAGAAGAAUUGAUUAUGAAUUAUGAUGGUAAAGUGCAUGGGGACAGAGAAGGUGGUUUUCUAAGUGAUGAAUUAUUUGUUGAUCUUGUUGAUGCACUGAAUAAAUAUAAUAUCAGUCGUAAACGUCGUCCUUUGAGAAGUCGUUACAGAACUGAUAGUGCUGCAAAUGAAGCAUCACAAGACAACACUACAAGCGAAUCAAGCAAUGAAGAUGCAGAUCCAGCGAAAGAGAAGGAAACCGCAGAUGCGGAUCAAAAUAAAAAUUCAGACUCGUCAUCUGCUUCUGGUACAAACACAUUUCCUGCAGAUGAAAUAUUUGAUGCUAUUGCUGAUUAUUUUCCUGAUAAAGGUUCAGGUGAAGAUUUAAAAGAUAAAUAUAAGGAGCUGACUGAAUUGAUGGAUCCCGAUGCACAACCUCCUGAAUGCACUCCCAAUAUCGAUGGUGCAAAUGCUAAAUCAGUACAAAGGGAGCAAGCAUUGCAUUCUUUUCAUGAAUUAUUUUGCAGACGCUGUUACAAAUAUGAUUGUUUUCAACACAGUCAUCUUUAUAGACCACCUAUUAAAACGAGUAAACGAAAAACUCAAGAUGUUAGAACACCUACAGAACCUUGUGGUGCUGAUUGUUUCCAACACCUUGAAGGUGCACAAGAUUAUCGUGAAAUGUCAGAGAAACCUCACAGACAUUUGCAGAGAGGAUUGUCAAAGAAGAAAUCUCAGCUCAAAGGAGAAGGAAGAAGUGGGAGCAGCAGUGGAAGUCGACCUAGUACCCCUGCCCCAAGUGAGAGUGAGAUGGAUACAGAUGCGACAGAUACUGAAAAACUACCUACAACACAAUCAAUGACAUCAUUUCUUGAACUGGUUCCUGAAAAUUUGACUAAAACUAUAUGGGAUGGAGCAGAGUCAACUCUGUAUCGGGUAUUAAGAACAAAUUACCCAAACAAUUUUUGUUCGAUUUCAAAACUUAUUAAAACUAAAUCUUGCCAAGAAGUUUAUGCCUUUGCAUUACUUGAAGCUACACGCUCGCAACAUGACAGCGGUUCACAACCUCAUCCACAUGAACAUGAUUUGAGAGAUUCAGCUUCUCCCAGAAAGAAAAAAAGGAAGCACAGACUUUGGUCUCUCCAUGCUAGAAGAAUACAACUGAAACGAGACUCGUCCAGCAAUCAUGUUUACAAUUACCAGCCUUGUAAUCAUCCAGGGCAGCCUUGCGACAGCAAUUGUCAAUGCAUUAUGGUUGGAAAUUUUUGCGAAAAGUAUUGCCAAUGUCCGUCUGAUUGUCAUAAUCGCUUUCCAGGAUGUCGUUGUAAAGCUCAAUGUAACACCAAGCAAUGCCCAUGUUAUCUUGCAGUGAGAGAGUGUGAUCCAGACCUCUGCUCUCUUUGUGGUGCUGACCAGCUUGGCACAAAUGCCAGCAAAUGUUCUUGUAAGAACGUUUCAAUACAAAGAGGCCUCCAUAAGCACCUACUUUUGGCUCCAUCUGAUGUUGCCGGAUGGGGAAUUUAUAUAAAAGAAGAUGUGCCCAACAAAAAUGAAUUCAUUUCUGAAUAUUGCGGAGAAAUUAUAUCUCAGGAUGAGGCAGAUCGUCGUGGAAAAGUUUACGAUAAAUACAUGUGUAGCUUUCUGUUUAAUCUCAAUAAUGAUUUUGUCGUGGAUGCCACUCGUAAAGGAAACAAAAUUAGAUUUGCCAAUCAUUCCGUUCAUCCUAAUUGCUAUGCUAAAGUGAUGAUGGUAAAUGGUGAUCAUCGUAUUGGAAUUUUCUCAAAUUGCCCGAUACAAGCAGGAGAGGAAUUGUUCUUCGACUACAGCUACAGUCAAUCUGAUGCAGUAAAAUAUGUUGGAAUAGAAAGAGAGAUGGAAGUAUCCUAAAACUAUUUGAGAAUCAUUAUAAUAGGCUACUACUGUAAAUAAGUAUUACAGUUAGGAUUUUUGUAGACUAUUCUGAUUGCUCACACUGCGAUUCACUUAUUCCAUUGAAUGCAAUUGAAAGCACUAGUAUGGAAUGUUUUCUUUACACAUAUUUAUUUUGUUUGACAUGGUCCCUAUUUCGCCAAUGCAUUAUUGCUGCAACUUUUCGUUUUAUAAAUUGAGGAUGCAGUAGACAUCCCCAGGGGCACAGUCAGGAUUUUGCAGCGUAGAGGGGGGGGGGCGUAGUCAGAAAUACCCAUGUAACGCAUGAGGAAACAAUUGAUGCGAUUAUGCUACUCAUUAAAAUUGUGGUUAACGUAUCUCGCGGUUGCAUCGUUUCACAUAGAAAUAACAUUGUAUUUGAACUCUACAAUACCAUGGCAAUCAGUGGAUAUAAAAAUGUGAUAUGAAUUCUACAAUUAGAUUUUACUUCGAUUCAUAUUUUUGCGACCACGCAAAUUCGUUAUUGCUGAUAAUAAAAUCACAAAAUCUGUGAUAAAAUUGCAGUACAGUUUAUGUUAGUACAAUAAAAAAUUGAUUGAACAUCAGUAUCAGCAUAAUCCAAAAAAAAUUGAGUGUGGCCCUGACGAUAAUUUAUGAACUGAUGGCAUGCAUAAUUGACUGUUUUAUCUUCAGUGACUAUGGUAUAGUUCCAACUUAUUAUAAUGUGUUCCAUGGCAACUCAGGCCCCGAAAACCCCCUGGCUGCACCACUGGACUCUGCUGUCUCUUUUGCAUCAUUUGCUGCUGAAACUUAUUCAUAAUUUCUUUAUUUAGCUACUGCAUUUUUUUGUUGUUGUGCCAGACAUUAUAAUCUAUAUGUUGUUUGAAUCUGCUUGUUGUGAUACCUUGUGACUGUCAUCAUAUUUUUAAAUCAUAAAAUCUAAAUGUUUGACCAAUACUGUUGUCUAUAAAAUAAAUGCACAUCACUUGAUUCCAGAAACCUUUAUGAUCAUCAUAGAAAUCCAGCAUAAUCAGAUUUAUUGGUUUAUUGAAACAUCUGUUCUAUAUCAAUUGCAAUGGUUUUGUACUUUUUAG
Styela clava is the source of this 3379-nucleotide messenger RNA. Its product is annotated as histone-lysine N-methyltransferase EZH2-like. The record is from RefSeq and is a predicted model, not a curated record. Gene Ontology annotation, molecular function: protein binding; histone H3K27 methyltransferase activity; chromatin binding. NCBI's taxonomy places the organism in Eukaryota, Metazoa, Chordata, Ascidiacea, Stolidobranchia, Styelidae. Gene Ontology annotation, cellular component: nucleus; ESC/E(Z) complex. Gene Ontology annotation, biological process: heterochromatin formation.